GAUUCAACAGAUGUACGCCGGAAAUAGAAAGAUCACGUGGGUUUUCUCCUCAGCGGUUGCCAUGGGUGGCUGGUCUCCAUGUCAACAGUAGUUCAGUAAGACAUCAUCAUGGCAGAAACUGGUGAAAGUAAGAAAGAGGAGACAGACUACAAAAGACUACACAGCUUUCCUCUCAUCAGGCACACAGAUAUGCCUGAGGAGAUGAGAGUAGAGACCAUGGAAUUGUGUGUCACAGCCUGUGAAAAAUUUGCCACCAACAACGAGAGUGCAGCUAAGAUGAUAAAGGAGUCUAUGGAUAAGAAGUUUGGGAGUUCCUGGCAUGUGGUGAUUGGGGAGGGCUUUGGCUUUGAAGUGACUCAUGAAGUGAAGAAUCUACUAUAUAUGUUCUUUGGUGGCAGUCUGGCUGUGUGUGUGUGGAAAUGCUCCUAGCAGUGUUCUCGGGCCAAUUCCUCUCCUCCUCCCUCAUGCACUACCUACUUUUAUAUAUUUAUAUACUUGUAUUCACAGUACUGUCUCAGCUAUGCAGCCCUUUUUCUAUUUGACCUGUGUGUGUGUGUGUACAAAUUUAUGUUCAUGUGAAAUUACGUCGGAUUGUAUGUCUGAGAGAGAAGCUGAUACCUGACAGCAUAGACCCUUUAUAGCUCAUCUUCUCUUCCAACUACUUUUCGUUGGUUUGCGUUGAGCAUAACUUGAUGCUGCAAAGGGGGUCUUUGGGAGGAAGCUGGUGUAGAGCAAAUCUCUGAGCCUUUACCUUUAGCAUUGACACUAAUGACUGCCUCAGAGAAUUAUGAAAUAUUUGUAGACUCGCUCUUAAAAAUGAAGGUGCCAGAUAUCAUUCUUUGGAAUGAUGCCACAGAAGAAACUUUUUAGGCUCCCUAAAGAAACUUUCAGUUGAGAAUUUGAAGAACUACCCAUUAAAAGGUUCUUCAGGAAACCAAACUUGGUUUCUUCAUAAGAGUUCUCCAAAUUAUGCUUUUUGGCACCUUUAUUUUUGAGUUCUGCUGAAUACUAGACGUUAACAAAGACAAACCUUUAUGUGCCCAGUCUCAAUACACAGUGUGCUCAGCACUGAACAAAAGCACAUGUGUGGUUCCAGCUACAACUCCCACAGAACAUUCUGCUGUAGUUAUUUAACUGGUGGUUUAAUGCAUGUGUUCUGUGUAUUGCCAUACAGUGAGGGAGGGAAGAGUGUUGUGUUCUGUUCCCCAUCUCACACAUCUUUAAAAAUGUAUCCACCACUUUCAGUAAUGCCCCUCUUUUUCUCACUCUCAUGCUGUCUCACCCCCCCUUCUUUAGUUUCUUGGCUGACAGCAGAGUCUCUCUCUGUGUGCUGCCAUGCCAUCUGUUUCAAACCAUUUCCUCCCUGCCUCUCUCUCUCUUACUGUUCUUUUCUCUUCAUUGUUAUGGUGGGGGUCCUUUGCGCCCCUCUCUUUGCUUUCUUUAAUAAACCAGCGUUUGUGAAGUGUCCUCUGUGAAAACUUGAAUACAAAUGUAACUUUUUAAUAAAUAUAAAUGAGGUCAAUACA
Molecule: messenger RNA, 1526 nt
Organism: Colossoma macropomum (tambaqui)
Lineage: Eukaryota; Metazoa; Chordata; Actinopteri; Characiformes; Serrasalmidae
Gene: dnal4a
Product: dynein, axonemal, light chain 4a
Exons: 4
Coding region: 109-429 (106 amino acids)
Biological process (GO): microtubule-based process
Cellular component (GO): dynein complex
Molecular function (GO): dynein intermediate chain binding; dynein light intermediate chain binding
Source: RefSeq, a predicted model, not a curated record